This is a messenger RNA of Parnassius apollo (apollo), 1131 nucleotides long. The record is from the annotation of a GenBank genome assembly. NCBI's taxonomy places the organism in Eukaryota, Metazoa, Arthropoda, Insecta, Lepidoptera, Papilionidae.
AUGAAAUCUGAUCCAACGUCUUACAUGUCAACACCACAACUUAUUACUUUACAUGGGAGGCGAGUGGAAUCGCAUAUUGUCUUAACUGAAGAUGGGUAUUUUUUAACUUUACAUCGAGUAAUGACACCACAUGUUCAAAGUGUUUCGGAGCUUGGAAACAAAACAGUACUGUUACAUCAUGGACUACUCGGCAGUUCUGCUGAUUGGAUUUUACUUGGACCAAAAAAAUCUUUACCAUAUCUUCUCUCUAACCUUGGCUACGACGUGUGGAUGGCAAAUGCAAGAGGUAACAUUUAUUCACGUGGACAUGUUUCGAAAGAUACCAAUUCAUCAGAUUUUUGGAGGUUCUCUUGGCAAGAAAUGGGACAGUAUGAUCUACCAGCAAUUAUUCAUUAUAUUAGAUUAGUUAAAAAUACUAGCGACCCUAUAAGUUACGUAGGACAUUCUAUGGGAGCUACCGCUCUUCUUGUCUUGUUAUCAACGGAACCCAUUUUUAAUUCCUACCUCAGUAUUGGAAUUUUGCUGGCACCACUUGCAUUUAUGGUAAAUAGCCAGGGGCCACUAAGAAUGUUUAGCCCAGUUGCUUCUCGACCACCACCAUUGCUUUUGCAAGUUGUGGGUGACGGAGAAUUUAUGCCUUCAAAGGAAACACCAGAUUGGUUGGCAUUUCGACAUUGCACUGGUCCUCAAAUAUUUUGUAAAAAUCCACUACUAUAUCUUACUGGCGGGAUACUUCAAGAACAAUUUUGGGAUGAAGGCCUGAAGAAUAGAGUACUGAAUCAUGUUCCAGCUGGUGGUUCAACUUACACUAUUCUACAUUAUGCUCAAAUUGCUAAAAAUGGGAAAUUUCAUAAGUUUGGCGACGUCGUCGCCGAGUUUCCUUUAAAUAGAAUAAGUUUACCAAUAGCCUUAAUAAGUUCUAGCGACGAUUGGUUGGCUACUGUACCAGAUGUUAAAAGGCUAUAUUUCGGUCUUUCGAAUCCUAUUGAUCAUCAUGUCGUAAGGAAUAAUAAUUUAAGUCAUACAGAAUUCGUGUGGGGACCAGGUGCUGAUGUUUUGGUAUUCAGAAAAGUUAUUGAUUAUCUUCAAAAUGGAUUAAGUUUGAGCGUGAUCAAGUUAAAUGUAGUUUAA